This is a messenger RNA of Fusarium keratoplasticum, 894 nucleotides long. Its product is annotated as SurE domain-containing protein. NCBI's taxonomy places the organism in Eukaryota, Fungi, Ascomycota, Sordariomycetes, Hypocreales, Nectriaceae. Gene Ontology annotation, molecular function: nucleotidase activity. The coding region runs from base 1 to 894 and encodes 297 amino acids. The record is from RefSeq and is a predicted model, not a curated record. The transcript has 2 exons.
AUGAAGUCUCUCGUUUCGCUGGCUAUUCUGCCUCUUGCCGCCCAGGCAGUGAGAAUCGUUCAAUCCAAUGAUGAUGGCUGGGCAGAGUCGUACAUCCGUACUUUCAACGAUGCCCUGAACAAGGCCGGCUACGAGGUUGUUCUCUCAGCCCCAGCUGAGAACAAGUCGGGCAGCAGCUCGCGCGACGAGAAGCCCAAGGAUCGCAAGGAGGCAUGCCAGUAUAACAGCUGUCCCGCCAACAGCGGCCCUGUCGGCUCUGACCCCAAGCGUCCUGAUCUCAACUGGGUCAACUCAUUCCCUGUCACUUCCAUCAAGUAUGGUAUCGACACCUUUGGCCCUGGUCUGUGGGAUGGUGCUGCACCCGAAUUGGCUGUUACUGGCCCCAAUGUCGGUACCAACCUCUGGCUUCAGGUGCCCUUCUCUGGUACUGUCGGCGCUGCCUGCUAUGCAGCUCACGAUGCUGGCAUCCCGGCGAUCGCCUUCUCUGGAGCUUCCUCCGGCAACACUGCCUUCAACACGAGCCCUGUUCCCGCUCGCAGCCUUGUGUACGCUGAGCUGGCCACCAAGCUGGUCAAGAAGGUCGUGGACUCUGGAAAGCCUUACCUCCCCAAGGACGUCUUCCUCAACGUCAACUUCCCCAAGGUCGAGGGAAAGUGCACCGACGCAUCCAAGUUUAAGUGGGUGUUGAGCCGCAUCAACCCUGGUGUCUUUUCUAAGCCUGAUACUGAGUGGUGCGGUGAUGACCGCCUGCCCACCGAGACGGAUGUUAUUCUUGAGGAUGGAUGCUACAUUUCUGUCAGCAUUGGUGACGCCACUGACAAGACGACUGUGAACGAUGAGCGACAGGAUGUUGUGCUUGCAAAGCUCAGGGAUAUGCUCGUGUGCCUGCCUUAA